Molecule: messenger RNA, 879 nt
Organism: Achroia grisella
Lineage: Eukaryota; Metazoa; Arthropoda; Insecta; Lepidoptera; Pyralidae
Product: acylphosphatase-2-like
Exons: 3
Coding region: 258-635 (125 amino acids)
Molecular function (GO): acylphosphatase activity
Source: RefSeq, a predicted model, not a curated record
CAUGUCAUUAUUAACUACUGAAAAAAUAUUAAAUACAUUGCUGUUAAUUUCGGAAAUGUUAUAGUUAUUAGUUUAUAAAAAAGUUGUUUAAUAGUGUAAUACCACAGAUAAUAUAAUAUUACGUAACACUGUACUUCACAUAUCAUAAGAAAUUAAAAACUGGCAAUACUGAAAUUUUCACCAAGUUUCCAAAAUAGUGUGGUAAAUGUUCUGAAUUUCGAAAACAAUUUAUUAAAAUGUACAUAACUGUUUUCUAAAUGUUACGUUUAUUAGUUUUGACGACAGUGACGAGUGUACUAAAAGUUAGCUCUAGUACCAGUACCGCAGCAGCACCUAUUAUAACCAUGGCAUUGAAAGCUGCAGAUUUCGAAGUAUUUGGCCGGGUUCAGGGUGUUUUCUUUAGAAAGUACACAAAGGAGCAGGCUGAGAAAUUAGGAUUGCGAGGCUGGUGCAAGAAUACAGCGCAAGGAACAGUUCUAGGACAUAUGCAAGGACCAGCUGAUAAAGUGGAGACAAUGACACAUUGGUUGAAGACUACUGGUAGUCCAAGCAGCAAGAUUGAGAAAGCCGAGUUCAGAAACCAAAAGGACAUUACUGAGUAUACAUUUGAAAAUUUCAGUAUCCUAAAAGAUUAAUUAUAAGAAUCUCCCGCAUUUAUUCAAUCCAAAGCGAAUAGAGUACUUUAAAUAUACAUAUAUUUUGACUCUCAAUCGUAAAUUCUUACAAAUAAGGUAAGUGUUAGUUUAUUUGAUUGUUUUUUCUUUACUUCUUAACGACAGUAGCUAUGUAAUUUGGUUUACGGGUAAUAUUUGUAAUGAAAGACAUAGGCUACUUUUUCGGAUCGGUCACGCAGACUAUAAAAUAUAUAUAAAACAAACG